Adelges cooleyi (spruce gall adelgid) is the source of this 1221-nucleotide messenger RNA. RefSeq names its product prohormone-2-like. NCBI's taxonomy places the organism in Eukaryota, Metazoa, Arthropoda, Insecta, Hemiptera, Adelgidae. The record is from RefSeq and is a predicted model, not a curated record. The transcript has 9 exons. Bases 99 to 938 code for a protein of 279 amino acids.
GAGGGUGCCGCCACAACUCGACUACCAGUGCACCGGGACGGUACACCGUUUGUCUCUGUUGAACGCACCCCCCCUUUUUGAGCGCACGCACGCACGCCAUGAACUUGUUGACUACGGUGUUGUUGCUGUCGGCGGCCGUGGCCCAACUGGGACACGCGGUGCCCGCGCCCGGCAAGACGGACGCGGCCAAAAUCCAAAAGAACAUGGCCAAGACCAAGGGCAAAGCCAAAAAGACCCAAGAAGUGUUGCAAUUCGGAAACCAGCAAAACCGGCAGGCCGACACCAGGAACUACGCCAGGGCCGAGAAACGCCAGGACCCGGAAAGUCGUCACGACCCCGAACCGGUGCCUGAAGUGAACAACGCUCAGGAAAAUUACCCGCAAUCGGCCAGACACGAGAAAAUCGCCGACCUGUUUUACAACCCGGAUUCUUAUGGACACCAGACACUCGAUAUCGAUGACCGUUUCAAGAGGAACGCCUAUCACUUUGGGUCUCCGGUGAAAAGGAGUUAUUGGGCAUAUCGGCCGUACGUGGACAAUGGACGUGCAAAGCGUGACUUGAACAUCGAGCCAGAUGAUUUGUUGGCAAUGUUUUCACUCUGGGAAGCAGAACGCAGGCAAAAGGCUCACGACCAAUCCAGGGGCUCUCGGCAACAUUAUGGUCACAUGAACGAAUUCGACCCAGAACCUUACCUCGAAAAUGAAAUGACGGACGAAGAAGAUAAUGAAGAAAUUCCGGAAGGCUGGUUGGAAGGCCCGGUUGUGCCAGCUCCUGCUUACACCACACCGAACAAGUACUACGGCAAUAACGGGUUUUUGCGCAAGCAAAGGCAAGCUCAACACGGGCCCAAAAAUGAUUAUUUUCAGGGCCUCAGUCACCUCCAAGAAGAGCCACAAUACUUUAGAAUGCCAGACUAUUAUCGCCAUUACAACUUUUAAAUAAUAAAAUCACAUAAUAUAUUAUAUUAUAUUAUUAUAUAUGUAACUUCAGCCGUCUAUAAAUGAAAUCAAAAUCAGAGAGAAGUUCUACUUGUUUAUUAUUUAAAGUAUAAUAUUAAAUUACAUUGUUAACAGCUAAAUCAAAAUUAUACUAUCUUAAAAAUAUAAAAAUAAAUAUUUAUUAUAUUAUUUUAAAUGUGUGAUCUUAAAAACUAUUUAAGACAAAAUUAUACAAUUUUAACGUGUUGUCGUUAUUAUUAUUAUAAUUUUUUUGACAUUAGAA